CUGCUCGACUCAACAAGUUGUCAGAGAUUAUUUUAUCUAACAGCUGUGUCUGCAGGUUUCUGCUUUGGUGGAAGAUGGCAAUGAUGGUUGUUUUGGCAGCAGUGCUUCUCACUUAUGGAGUCUCAACAGGAAUUGCAAUGGAGGCCGGUAAAUCUGGUGCUGUAGCUGGGAACAACAGUGUGCUUCCACUGGACAUGGCUGAAAACUCUGUUGACGACAUGUACUUUGGGUGCAAAAAACAAAUGAAGAAGAGGGUAACAAAAGACCUGGAGAAUGAGAAGAACAACAACCCAAACUUCACAAGGGUCUGGGACAGAUCAGAGAACGAAGUACACUGGCCAAUUUGGAAAAAAGUACUGACAAAAAACCAGGUUGUAGCUAUCCGUACUUACACUGACGAAGAUGUGUAUGGAGAUUUCAACGCUGCAGUUCGAACCCAGGGACCUUGGUACAACGACACAUUCGGGUAUCAUGCAUUUCACUUUCUCCUGACUACUGCCAUUCAAGAUAUAGGAGCCAAAAAGAAAAAACAAUGUCUCACUGGCUACCGUAAAGUUGACAAGUACUUUAGCGACAAUGUUGAAAACAAAUCAAUUCGCUUUGGCUCUUUCACCUCAGCCUCACAGCAUGAUUACCUCAAUGCAAAGAAAUUUGGAAACAAGUCAUGCUUUGAGAUUUUCACGUGCAUGGGAGCAGAUAUCUCCCGCUAUUCUAAAUUGAAAUAUGAAGCAGAAGUGCUGAUUCCUCCCUAUGAAGUCUUUAAAGUCGUAAAGAUAGAGAAGAGGUCAAUGCAGCCAGAUCUUCCAUGUGAGGUGGUCUAUAAAGUGAAUAGUACAGGCUAUGUUUCCAAGUUGAAUUGUGAUCUUUUUCCAAAGUAAACACUUUCACGUUUUACAUACAGUUAACAAAAAAUGUAAAAGUUAGGACGCACCAUUUUAAGUACUGCAAAUGAUCUGUAAUCAAGAUUAAUGUGAAUGUGGAUUUAUUUGUUAACAAUGACUUUGAAUUUCUUGACAAUCUCAAAUUGAGGUGUAGAUUUUCUACUGUGCAACAAGUGUUUAAGAGAAAUAAACACUAGCUGCAUAAAAAUGAACCCUUACAAUUGUGUCAUUGUUAAUCUGGAUCAGUAUGAAAAUGUUUAAAUGAAUAACAAGAAUUUAAAUGUUGUAAUACAUUGUAUUAUUGCCAAUAUCAUCUGUAUUUAAAUUGGAUGCAUAACCUGUCCUAUAUACAAAGUUACUGUAUGAAAACUGUCUAAAAAAUAAUUAAACACACUCGUGUUUCCCAA
Messenger RNA from Perca flavescens (yellow perch), 1288 nucleotides. RefSeq names its product ecto-ADP-ribosyltransferase 4-like. The record is from RefSeq and is a predicted model, not a curated record. Bases 75 to 878 code for a protein of 267 amino acids. Gene Ontology annotation, molecular function: NAD+-protein-arginine ADP-ribosyltransferase activity; NAD+ poly-ADP-ribosyltransferase activity. The transcript has 2 exons. Lineage: Eukaryota; Metazoa; Chordata; Actinopteri; Perciformes; Percidae.